UGUACAGACAGAAGCACAGGACAGGGGCAUCUUGUGUUGCUUAUCAGCCAAGAUAAUCAAAAUCCCGUUUUUCUCUGCAGCCUUCAGCAUAAUCUGGAGUAUUUUCGAACCAAAAAAAAGGAAGUAUAACAACAAUGAAACUGAGACUGAGAAAUCAUGAAUCCAGAGAAACCCUGAGAAUCCAACUCCUAUCUCCUUGUUCUUUUCUUCAACUCCAGGAAACCCUUUCCCUCUCCCUCCCUCCGCCCCAUCCUCCUCCCUCUUCCCUCCGUUUUUCCCUCAACGCCAACGAUUUGCUCCUCCCGCCCUCCCCUCACGCUUCCCUCCAUUCCCUCGGCGUAGCUGCCGGCGACCUUCUUUAUUUCUCCUCCAAUCCCACCGCUUUUUCCGCUGUUUCAGUAACCCAAAUGGAUGACCCCAAUCAGGUGCCGGACAACAACAAGAAUCAAGAGACCCAAAUGCAAGAAUUACCUCAAUUUGAAGAACCCAAGUCGAAAGAUCCCGAAAUUUCUCCAGAAACUAUGGACAUCGAUGCCUCUGCCCUUAGCGAAAGGUUGUCGGAGCCCUACUUCUUGAGGAAGGUUUUGGGGGAAGAGCUGGGUGAUAGUGGCUGCAUUCACAAGCUGUUGGCGAUUUCGGUCCACGCCGUUUUACUUGAGUCGGGUUUCGUGGGGAUCGAUCCAAUUUCGGGGCUCCGAACCGAUCGGUUUCAUUUGCCAGAUGAGUUUCCUUUUCCUGUCUCAUUUCACUAUUCCCUACCUGAACUGUUGAGGUCUAAUUUGACUGAUGAUGUAGUUUUAAAGUUUCAGACUUUAGGCCAUUUCUUUCAGGUUUAUGGGUCUUUGUUUAAGGGUUCAAGUUUAUAUAAAUUGUCUCUGGAUGAAACUAGGUUUGCUCCAACUCUGAAUUUAGUGUGGGAAAAUUGUGAUAAAAAUGUUGCUAUGAAUGAUAAGAAAGAUGGGUCUUUUGUUUCGUAUCCUGAGAGUGAAGUUUUCGAGUUUUGGAAGAUUGUUAAAGAUGGGCUUGCAUUGCCAUUGUUAAUAGAUCUCUGUGAUAAGACUGGUUUGGCCCUUCCGGUUUGUUUGAUUCGUCUCCCAGCCGAGUUAAAGGUCAAGAUCCUGGAGUUGUUGCCCGGUGCCGAUAUCGCGAAGAUGGAAUGUGUUUGCUCGGAGAUGCGAUACCUGGCUUCGAACAAUGAUCUGUGGAAGCAGAAAUUUAAAGAAGAGUUUGGGUGUACGUCAGGAACUGUAGCAAUGGGGAACUGGAAAAAAAUGUUUAUUUCAUGUUGGGAGAGUAGGAAGAAGCGAAAUCGGGCGAUUACGAGGUGGCAAGGGUUUGCUCGUGUUGAUAAUAGACCGCUAUACUUCCCGAUUUGGAGAGAUCCCAAUCCAUUCUUUCCUUCAUUCGGGGUUCCUCACGUAAUUGGAGGUGAGCACGAUGCAUCACCAUUUGUUGCUCCUCAUCCUUACAUGCCCUGUGUUCAUCAACAUCCAUUUCGAGGGCGACAGAAUUUCAGACAUCGCUGCAAUCACGGAGACAGGCAGAAUGAUGCAUAGUAGCCAGUGACUACUUUACCACCUAUCCCUUGUCGAGAAAUCGAGAUGUGAUUUAGGUAAAAAUCAUAGAAAGAUCAUGUUUAAAUAUAUGUUUUUUGCAUUUGAGAACCAAGUCUUUUGCUAGAAAGGGAAGAAGCAAAAUGUGAGUGUGCCAGGUUCUUCAGUUUGGUUUUGAUGCUUGUAAGGUACCAUGACUGAUGUUACCAGCUAACUAAGCUACUUUGUUUGAUGAUAUCCUUUGGAUUUUAAUAAUAAUGAAAGGGAUGCUUAUGCUUUUGUAAA
Messenger RNA from Gossypium arboreum, 1838 nucleotides. Its product is annotated as F-box protein SKIP22-like. Lineage: Eukaryota; Viridiplantae; Streptophyta; Magnoliopsida; Malvales; Malvaceae. The transcript has a single exon. Gene Ontology annotation, molecular function: protein binding. The record is from RefSeq and is a predicted model, not a curated record. Bases 135 to 1556 code for a protein of 473 amino acids.